This is a messenger RNA of Drosophila subpulchrella, 1932 nucleotides long. Its product is annotated as putative glycerol kinase 5. Gene Ontology annotation, cellular component: mitochondrion. Gene Ontology annotation, molecular function: phosphotransferase activity, alcohol group as acceptor; kinase activity. Lineage: Eukaryota; Metazoa; Arthropoda; Insecta; Diptera; Drosophilidae. The record is from RefSeq and is a predicted model, not a curated record. The transcript is spliced from 6 exons. The coding region runs from base 173 to 1864 and encodes 563 amino acids. Gene Ontology annotation, biological process: glycerol-3-phosphate biosynthetic process; glycerol metabolic process; triglyceride metabolic process.
AACAAAAACAAAAGUCGAGCACUUGAUAAGGAAAUCUGAAUCGCGCACUAUGAAACCUCGCCGGAAUAGCAAUAACAAUAGCAAUAAUAGCAGCGAAAUGGAUAAGUCGGUCCGCCAGUUUGGAGUAACAGCGUCCAAAAGCCAGUGAUCGACGAAGCGUGCGCUGGGAAAGAUGUCGGCGCCUCCAAAAGUAGCAACAAAACCAGCAGGAGACCCCGAAGUUUGGGACUUUUCGCAGGAUGUGGGAUCUCCAAGGGAUUCGGGAUCUGGUUCCAGGCCAACCUGCUUCAUUCUAGCCCUCGAUGUGGGCACCACCUGUGUGCGGAGCUUCGUCUUGGACGAACUAUGUGUGGUUCGGGGAUCGGCUGUGGAUGCGGUGGAGCUACUGAACCCACAGCCGGGCUAUUUCGAAAUCGAACCGGAGGGCUUGUGGCGCAAAAUUGUGAACGUUAUAACGCGGGCGGUAAAAGAUGCCAAUCUGACGCCCUUGGACAUCACCUGCCUGACCAUCUCCACGCAGCGCUGCACCUUUCUCACCUGGGACCAUCGCAGUGGCGAGUACUACCACAAUUUUAUCACCUGGAAGGAUUUGCGAGCCGAUGAGCUGGUUGAGCAGUGGAAUAACAGCUGGACGAAGAGCUCCAUGAAUUGGUUCUCAUACGCCUUGUUCCUGCUCACCCGUCAAUCAAGAUUCCUCGCUGGAAGCGUCCUUAAACUGAUGAAUGGGCAAGUAACGCCCAGGCUGCUCUUCGAGAUAAUGCACAACAAGAAGCUGAAGCAGGCUCUUAUGCAGAAAAAGGCUCGCGUGGAGCUACUGGACUCGUGGAUCCUGCACAAGCUGAGAACUGGCAGCAGUCGCGACAAGGAUGUGGAGCACAUAACCGAUGUUACCUCAAGUACGGCGACGGGAUUGUACGAUCCCUUCACGCUCAGCUGGUCGCCGCUUAUAAGUUUCCUUUUUGGCAUCAAUUCCAAAAUCCUGCCGCGUGUUGUGGACAAUGGCUACAAGGGUUUCGGGCAUGUGCAUCCUACGGCUUUGGGUCCCGAUUGGGGCAACACAAAUGUUCCCAUUGCCGCCUCUGUAAGUGACCAAACGGCAGCCAUGUGGGGAUCCCAGUGUUUCAAGAAGAACGACGUCAAGGUCACUAUGGGCACCGGAGCCUUCUUAAAUUUGGUCACGGGUGAACGUUGUCAUGCUGCCAUCUCUGGCAUGUAUCCACUGGUGGCUUGGCAAUUGGGAAGCCCAGCCAGAAAUCAGGGAGCCAUCUACUGCAUUGAGGGAGCAUCCCAUGACUUUGGCACUGUGGUAACCUGGGCGCAAUCCUGCGAACUCUUCGAGAGUCCCGCGGAUACAUCGGACAUUGCUCAGUCUGUCCCAGACACGAAUGAUGUGUUCUUCAUGCCCGCCUUCAGUGGCCUGGGGCCCCCGGUGAACGAUUAUCGGUCAGCAAGUGGCUUCAUUGGUCUUAGUCCGUCCACAACCAAGGCCCACAUGGUGAGGGCCCUGCUCGAGAGUAUAGUCUUUCGCCUGGUGCAACUAAUCGAGGCUGCAGAAAAGGAAACCUCUCAAAAGCUGCAUAUGAUUAGGGUUGAUGGUGGCGUCUCCCGCAACGACUUCGUUUGCCAGUUUCUGGCCGAUCUCAGCCAGCUAAGUGUGGAGCGGGCGAAGAACACCGAGAGCAGUAUCAUGGGCGCCACAUUUAUGGCGGGCAUUAACCAGGGAAUCUGGCGCGAUGUGGAGGAUCUCAAGUGUUUCCGGAAAGUGGAGCGGAUCUUUGAGCCGCGGCCCAAGGAGUACAACACCAUUGCAAACCGGAUGGACAAAUGGAGCCGAACAAUAGCCCGGUUCAGCGAUUGGUACUAAUUUAUAUAUGUUGCUCUUUAUUUGAUUGUACUUGUUAUUAAAUACUUAGAAGGUUAGGUAGUGGUAUA